Molecule: messenger RNA, 2057 nt
Organism: Staurois parvus
Lineage: Eukaryota; Metazoa; Chordata; Amphibia; Anura; Ranidae
Source: the annotation of a GenBank genome assembly
AUGCCCUCAGCCACAAGCAACAAGGCUGUGCCGGGCUCCGGCGAGGCACCAACCGGUGCUGGGAAUGUACAGAGCGAGGCCGUAAAACAGAUCCUAGUGGUCCUUGAUAAGAAGCUGCGGAACCUUGAAAAGAAAAAGGGCAAGUUGGACGACUACCAGGACAGAAUGAACAAAGGAGAGCGACUGAAUCAGGACCAACUGGAUGCGGUGGCAAAAUAUCAGGAGGUUGUAACAAACAUGGAGUUUGCUCGAGAACUGCAGAAAAGUUUCAUGGCAUUGGGCCAAGAUGUAAGUUAUGAUUUGAAAUGUGAACUCCUAAGAGAGCAGCUCAUGCGUGAAGAGGCCGAACAGAAACGUUUAAAAACAGCGCUAGAGUUGCAGUUUGUCUUAGAUAAAAUUGGUGAUGAAGAAGUACGCCAUGACUUGAAACAAGGCCUUAAUGGGGUUCCUCUGGUGUCGGAAGAAGAACUAACUUUAAUGGAUGAUUUUUAUAAGCUCCUGGAUCCUGCACGAGAUCCAUCUGUAAGGUUGAGUGAUCAAUAUGAACAGGCCUCCAUGCACCUCUGGGAUGUCUUGGAUGGAAAAGACAAGCAAGUGUGCGGAACCACAUAUAAAGCUUUGCGGGAAAUGGUGGAUCGCAUCCUCCAGAGUGGGUUUUUUGACAAUACGAAGAAUCACCAAAAUGGACUGUGUGAGGAGGAGGAACCCCUCGCAGUGCCGCCGGCAGAAGAACAAGCACCUGAGCUUGAACCUGAAGCUGUGGAAGAAUAUACUGAGCCCAGUGAAGUGGAGUCCACCGAGUUUGUAAACAGACAGUUUAUGGCAGAGAGCCAGUUCAGCAGCGGAGAAAAGGAGCAAGUGCAAGAAUGGGCCGUAGAAACUGUUGAAGUCGUAAACUCACUCCAGCAGCAGCAACCAACAUCCCCAACUGUCCCCGAGCCCCUAUCCCUAAAUGCCAUUUCCCAAGUCCAGCCUGAUCCCAUUGUACGAAGGCAGAGGGUUCAGGACCUGAUGGCCCAGAUGCAAGGUCCAUAUAAUUUCAUGCAGGACUCUAUGUUGGAUUUUGAAAACCAACCAAUAGACCCUGCAAUUGUGUCUGCGCAGCCUAUGAAUCCAGCUCAAAGCAUGGAGCUGCCUCAGAUGGUCUGCCCUCCAGAGUACAAAAAUUAUUUUCUUGCUCAGUUUUUCUUAAUGCGAUGUACAUUUUCUGCUCUUAAGGUUCCCCUGGUAUCUUCCACUAGUGAAGGCUUUGCCGGCUCUCCACAAUUGUACCAGCCUUCUCACCCCACAGAACAGAGGUCACAAAAAGAAGCCAUGGAGCAGAUUCAGGCCUCUCUGUCUUUAAGUUCAGAUCCAACGCAAACUUCCUCAUCGCUUCCUGCUGCUUCCCAACCUCAGGUGUUCCAGACUGGGUCCAACAAGCCGCUGCACAGCAGUGGUAUCAAUGUGAAUGCUGCUCCAUUCCAGUCCAUGCAGACCGUUUUUAAUAUGAAUGCACCUGUCCCUCCUGUGAAUGAGGCAGACACGCUGAAACAGAACCAGUACCAGGCCAGUUACAGUCAAACCUUCCCAGGCCAACCACACCAAGUGGAACAAAGUGAACUUCAACAAGAGCAGCUACAGUCUGUGGUAAACACUUACCAUGCAGCAUCGGACCAGUCCCACCAAGCUUCCACUGGCCACCAACAGCAGACACAACAGAACACUGGCUUCCCCCGCAACAGCCAACCCUUCUACACAACAACAGAGGGAUGACCCGAGGAGGGCAGCGUGGUGGCAGGGGCAUGAUUAAUGGCUACAGGGGGCCAUCCAAUGGUUUCAGAGGAGGAUAUGAUGGCUACCGCCCUGCCUUCUCAAACACUCCAAACAGCGGUUACUCACAGGCUCAGUUUAGCACACCUCGAGAUUAUACCAACAACUACCAACGGGAUGGAUAUCAGCAAAAUUUUAAGCGUGGCACCGGGCAGGGAGGUCCUCGGGGCGCUCCUCGAGGUCGCGGAGGGCCCCCAAGACCUAGCCGAGGAAUGCCACAAAUGAACAGUCAACAAGUCAAUUAA